ACAGACGCUCAUUUCUCGUAGAGGGAGGCACAGACUAAUGGUUUUUUUUCUCUCACGAGUGCUUUAUUCAAGUAGCCCCGAGGACGUGCGCGCGAAGCCCAUCCCACUCCGUUCCCCCAAAAUUCACUGCGCCUGCUGAAACGCUGGGCUUCGCCGGCUCCCCUCGCGCUCAGACAGCCCUCCUGUACGCUCCAGGUAUGCGGCUGUCCCUUCUGUAGGCACCGCGGCAGACACAAAGGAAAGUCGCUUCACUUAGUUUUUUUCUGUUUUAAGGUGACCGCCGUCCUUCCGCGCGCCGCCCGCCGUGAACAUCGCUCCCUGCUCGGAUAUUCAGCUGUGUGGAUUCCACCGGGACGCUUCAGUUGAGCAGUUUCUAAUCAUAUUGACGGUGCGAAGGAAGCGCGAGCUGAUAUCUCAACGACCGCCGGAUAGUUGGCACGAGACAGCAAUGAAUGUUGGGAUCUCUCUCCCGUGAUACGAGGUAGCUUAUCCGGAGCCGCAGCAGCCGCCUGUCUGUCGCUUCUAUGCAUAGCCUUUGCAGGGUCAAGAUGCAGUUCCGGACGGUGCUGGACGUGAAAGUCGUGGACGUGGAGAAGAGGCGCAAUCCGUCUAAACACUACGUAUAUCUCAUCAAUGUCACCUACUCGGACAACACCUCCCACAUCGUCUACAGAAGAUACAGCAAAUUCUUUGACCUACAGAUGCAGAUACUUGACAAGUUCCCAAUUGAGGGAGGGCAGAAAGACCCAAAGAAGAGGAUCAUCCCAUUUCUCCCAGGAAAAAUCCUGUUCCGGAGGAGUCAUGUGCGAGACGUGGCCAUGAAGCGGCUGCGUUUCAUCGACGACUACUGCAGGGCGCUGGUGCGACUCCCCCCUCAGAUCUCUCAGAGUGAGGAGGUGCUGCACUUCUUUGAGACAAAGGCCGAGGACGUCAACCCCCCAGUGGAGGACUAUGGCUCCAAGCGCAAGUCGGGGAUUGACAGCUCGGAGCCGAUGGUGCUGGAGCAGUACGUGGCCGUGGCCAACUACGAGAGGCAGGAGAACUCGGAGAUCAGCCUCAAGGCGGGCGAGACGGUGGACGUGAUCGAGAAGAGCGAAAGUGGUUGGUGGUUCGUCAGCACAGCAGAGGAGCAGGGCUGGGUGCCGGCCACAUACCUGGACUCCCAGAAUGUUACCAGAGACGAUUUGGAUCUGGGCACUUCUAGGACCGGAGAAGUUACUAAGAGACGGAAGGCACAUCUGAAGAGGCUGGACCGCCGCUGGACCCUCGGGGGUAUAGUCAACCGCCAGCAGAGCAGAGAGGAGAAAUACACGACCAUCCAGCCGCACACCAGUCAAGGGAAGGAUGAAGUGAGCUUUGAGAAAGGGGUCACCGUGGAGGUCAUCCAGAAGAACUUGGAGGGCUGGUGGUACAUCAGAUACUUAGGGAAAGAGGGCUGGGCCCCUGCCUCCUACUUGAAAAAGGUGAAAGAAGACUUCUCCCCCCGCAAGAAGACCCUGACAGGCCCCGUGGAGAUCAUCGGCAACAUCAUGGAGAUCAGCAACCUGUUGCAAAAGAAGUCGGUCAGCGAGAAGGACAUCCAGGCGGACGCAGAGGGCAGCACCACGCCGGAGCGCCACUUCUCCAAGAGCGAGAUCAGCCUGCCCAUGCCCUACAACUCUGAGAUCAAUGCCGAGACGGGCAGGAGGCUGAGCGCCGGCCGUGACACCAACAGCCCGUGUCUGGGAAUAGCAGCGAGUGCUGCCCUAAAUGAGAGUAAAGGGAGGGGCGAGCCAGGGUCCCCAGCUGUAGCCAGAGUGGCUCCACAUAGAGUGGAAAUCGGGUCUCCAAAUCUGAGACAAAAACCCCCUCCACGAAGAGAAACCAACUUGGGAUUCCAGUUACCCAAGCCUCCAGAGCCCCCUGCUGUGGAAGCAGAGUAUUACACCAUAGCAGAUUUCCAGUCCUCCAUCUCCGAUGGCAUCAGUUUCCGUGGAGGACAAAAGGCUGAUGUGAUAGAGAAGAACCCCGGAGGCUGGUGGUAUGUGCAGAUUGGAGAGAUGGAGGGCUGGGCCCCCUGCUCCUACAUUGACAAGCGCAAGAAGCCCAAUCUCAGCCGUCGGACCAGCACCCUGACCCGGCCCAAAGUCCCACCCCCAGCUCCUCCUGUCAAAAAACAAGAGUCUGAGGACGCUCCUCCUCCCACUAACUCUUCCUCUGAAGUCUCAGAGCCGCCGAGCAGGCCUGUGUAUGAGGAACCUGAAUAUGAUAUUCCUGCAAUUGGAUGCGAAGGUGAAUCGGACACAGAUUCUCUAAAGGAUGAGCGUCCCCUGGGUGCCUCUCCUCCUUCCUGCAAGGCCUCUCCUCCUGUCUGCAAGACCUCUCCUUCUGUCUGCAAGGCCUCUCCUCCUGUCUGCAAGGCGUCCCCUGUGUUCACUCAUCGAAGAGCUUCCUACAGGUCAGCAGAGGAGGUUGCAAAAGAUGAGUGUAUCUAUGAGAACGAUGGCUUCAGGCCAAGCAGUGGUGUUGAAAUAACUUCAGUCAAAGGUUCCAGUGAGCCAAAUUCUCCAAGGAGCUACCAUUCCUCCACAGUUCCACGCAAACCAUCCGGAUCCUCACCUUUAGCUGGUAGACCCAUGAAGACCAUGACGCCAGAGAUGAACCGGAGAAGCCAGACUCUGGGCAGACACAUAGAUAUCAGCUUUAGGGCGCAGGACAACAGCCCCGGCUCUUCAACAGAUGAAUUGAGUAGAGGCCACAAGAAAGGAUCUGCCUUCAGCCGGGAUGUGGAGCAGAGAAUAGGUCAAAGCCCCUCCACCAGGCCCAAGCCUUCUGUCAGACCUAAACCACUCCUGACCAAAUCAGAGCCCCAGAGUCCGGAGAGGAUGGACAUCAGCUCUUUGAGACGGCAGCUGAGGCCCACAAGUCAGUUUCGGCCUCAUAGCCUCAAACCUACUCGUGGCGACGACUCUGAAACAGCCUCUGUCAACUCAUCAGAGGACUCGAUGUGUUCACGCAGCACCUCAGAUCUCUCUUCUGUCUACUCCAAAGGGAGCCGUGGUGACUCAGACGUGGAAGGUCCCAAUCUCUAUCGUUCCCUGGAUGCCUAUAAGAAGGUCCAGGAUUCUGAGAUCAGCUUUCCAGCCGGGGUGGAGGUUGAGGUUCUGGAGAAGCAGGAGAGCGGUUGGUGGUACAUUCGUUGGGGAUCCGAGGAGGGCUGGGCUCCUUCGUACUACCUCGAACCUGUCAGACAAGUGGGGGAUGCAGGUGGGUUGGACCUAGAUAGACCUGGGAGUGGUGGGAGUAAGUCCAACAGCCUGGAAAAAAACGAGCAGCACGUUUUGGCCCUCAAUAACAUCAAUAUUCAGGGUCUGAGCCAGCAGCAUCAAGGCUUGAGAAGGAAUACUCCGCCAAUUCCUUCUAAGCCUCCUGGUGGCUUCUCGAAGCCGUCCGGGAUAGUUAAUGGAGGUGUACGUAUGAGGAACGGGGUACGCCAGGUGGCAGUGAGGCCUCAGUCUGUGUUUGUGACCACAACACAGCCAGCCAAGGGUGGACACUACAUGACAGGGUCUCUGAGGCGGAAUGAAUCUCUCGGCAGAAGCGAUCACUAUGGGUCCGGUUCUGCCACUCUUGGUGUCCGCCGAAAUGCCUCCUUCAGCACCGUGCGUCCACACGUAGUUGUGGAAAGUCUGACGAGGCCUGCCGGGCGCUCCGGCCUGGGGUCCUCAGGGAGCGCAUUCAGCACAAGCAAUGUCCAGGACGCCCUGAGCAGAGUUAACCAACGCAACGGCAUCCCUGUGUCCACAGUUCGACCUAAGCCCAUAGACAAGAGCCAACUGAUCCACAAUAACCUUGGCAGGGAUGUGUACGUGUCCAUCGCUGACUAUCGUGGCGAUGAGGAAACAAUGGGUUUCACUGAGGGCACUUGCCUGGAGGUGUUGGAAAGAAACCCCAAUGGAUGGUGGUACUGCCAGGUGCAGGACAGCCUGCUUCCCCGCAAGGGCUGGGUCCCCUCCAACUACCUAGAGCGGAAGAAAUAAAACCAACCCCACAUCCUCCCCCUCCUCCUCCUCCCCCUUUUGAUGUCUUCAAGGACGUUGGUGGCAUCACUCCUUAAGAAUGUUACCUGCACUCUCAUGUAAGCAAUAUGUCCAUGAAAAUGUACGUUGACGACUGCGUGUAAAAAGACAGAUAUUUUAAUCUGAUUAGGAAGGACACUUUUAGUGCUGGUUUACUAAAGAUUGUGUAAAGAUUUCAAAUAUUUUGGCUGGGAAUGAGAGAAAGGAAUGUGGGAUUGGUCAUCCGUGAGAGAAGGAAUUUGAAGAGGACGGUGUCUUUUAGAUAGAACAUGGUAUGAAUGGGAGUGAUAACCUCUUAAAGAGGUUUGCAUCAUGUAGUGAGAAGCAGCAAAAUGGUUAUGCUCAUUCCUGCCCAUCACUGACGCUGAUGGCCGAUAAGUGCCUUUUGUAUUUGAUCACCUGAAUAGAGGUCUUAAUGGUGGAUGGCAAAACGUUAAAUCAACCAAAUCUUUUAGAGUGCCAUAGGCCUACGAAGACCACCAGGAGUAUUUCCAUAGCACAUUAAGAGCUACACUUUUGAGUGCAAACAAAGUGCAAAGUUUCGAACUAGAGAGCUGUAAUUGGUCCAACACAAAUUUAAGAAUAAAAAACAGAUUUAAGUGAGAAUUUAUUCGCUUUAAGGCGCAAGUCAUCAAGCAAACUAAAACAUCAUUUUAAUUUCAUUAUCCGUAUUUUUUUAUUUAGUUUCAUUGUUCAUGUUAUAAUGUCUUGAUUUGAUGCAAAUCUUAGAGAAUUAUUUCUGCUUUCUUGUGACAUCUGUUUUCACCCACAGCCUACAAUUUGAAAAGUUAAAGCUCCUGCCUCGUGUCACGUACCAUCUGACACCAAUAUGCAGGAGGUUCUCAGCUUUCAUGAAUUGGCAUCGUUUUGUCUUAGAACCCCCGAGCCCAAGAAAGAUUUGUUGAUAUUAAUGCUUUCAAUUAGCAAAUGUAUAAAAAUAUACCUGUGAAACUUGAAAAUAACAGAUCUUUUAGUUUUCUGGAAAAUCAAAGAACAACUCGUGAGUUUCUCUCUCGAACAAAACCAGCUAAUAACCUCAAAAGAUGAAAACAAUGACAAAGGUUUAGGUUUACUGCAGUGAUUUUAGGUGCACAUAUUUAGUUUUACCACUGUUACAGAGAUGUAUUGAACAAGUACUGGAAAUGUGGUGAAAUAAUUGACGUCCAGGGACAUAUUUGCAUAGAAUUUAUCCCAAAAUGUGAUCAAACCAAAGACACAUGUCAUUUCAUUGGCUACUUUUGUGAUUUUAUAGUAAGUAAUACAGUGUGUUCAACAAAAUGCCUAAAAACAAGUUUUAUGAACUAAGAAAAAUCUGUACCUGGAAGCACUUGAUUCAUUUUCUCAAAAUUACAGAUCUCUAAAACUAGAAGUAAACAAGUACAUUAUAAUAUUAGAUAUUGCUGUGCAGUAUUAGUUUUACACAUAACAUACUGUAGAAGACAACAUAGCAUAGGGUAUAGAUUUGUUUCAAAUUUUCCAAAGUAUUUUUUCACACUUUCAAAUUACAGUUGGGUAUCAUAUCAUAUAUCAUAUCAUAUAAAUAAGACUUAUCAAUUCUUAAAAAGUGUCAAGUUCAAAAUAAUUCUCUGCACAUGCAGAAGUGAAAUAUGAGAAAGUGACAUUCUGAGCUAAAAUCUUAACUUUCAAAAUUCAAAUGGCUGAUGUUGAAGACUGCUGAAAUACAUUUUCUAAUGAGCGGUGUGAGCUCUCUGUAUGAGGCUGAACACUAAGGUGUCAUUACGUUUCUGCUGGACAGUACCACAGUAUUAAACAAAGCACAGUACCUGCUCGAUCGCAGUUAUCGCUGUUUGUCAAUUUGUUACUCUGUGAUCACACGGUGACAAUAACGAGGAACGAAGUGGUUCUGUUUUGUGAUUUAGUGCACUCUAAACCUGAUCUAUGGUGCAUUAAUGUGAAGAUGCAGUGAAUACUCAGCAUUUAAUUUAUUGAAAAACAUUUUUGUAAUUAUUUAAUUUCUCUCCAUUCUUUUUUUCCCCAUCACCUCAAAUGAGAGGUGGAGCUCUGUCCGUGACAGCGACCAUGGCAAAGUGUGACUAGAAUUGGAGAAGUAGAGCCCUCUAGUGGGAGGUCAGAGGUACUACAACAGUAUCUCUGUCCCAUCCCCGAGGCUUCCCGACCGUCCUGCCUCAGUGUAAGAAGAAACGCACUGCUGGUCAGUGACCAAAAACUGUACAGAAUUUUCUGUUUUAUUUUUAUAAUUUUAUUAAUCUCAGUGCAGCUAUGAUUUUUUUUUGUAUUGGGCAAUAAUUAUAAUUAAUUAUAAAUUCCAUUUUUCCUUCAUGCUGUGUGCUGCAACUUUAGCAAAUCACGGGCACUUCCUUCAUCUUUAUUGUGCUUUACAUAAUGCCGGAUUUUAAAUAUAUUUAUUAUGAAUAGUUUUAUAUUUUAUCAAGGUUUGACAAUCGCCUUAUUCCCCCACUCAAAAUAUUACCUUAAAGCCAGUCAGACGACAAAAUAAUUCAAAAUAUCAUAAUUUAGUAGGAAUGUUUGAGAUUUUUGCAUUCAUUGUAGAAUAUGGAAAAUCUAAAUCUAACCACUUGUGGAUGAAUACUAAGAUUAAGAUUGAAAACAAGGCCCCCACCCAUCCAGACGAAGGCAUUAUGUAAAUGUGUUCAAUCACUUUGUACAUUUCACUCCAGCACAUAUUAUUAUUAUUAUUGCAUAUUGCUUCUUUUGAUUGAUCUGAAUUUACUGAAACAGUAAGGGAAUUGUUCUCUGAGAGGCUUACACUUACCUGUAUAGCAUCUGUCUUUAAUCAAGCUGUUACCUUCUUCUUUUCCAAUUUCCCUUUUUUCAACCCCAACUUCUGAAAUGUAACCGUGAGGAAAUGUGCAAUAGAUCAGAAAGGCAUCAUGCUUCAACAAGAGGGAUACUAUCACAGGAGUGGAUAUUCCCAGUCAGACUGCCAGGCGUGAGCUUUCACCGUCAUUUCAAGUGUAUCGUUAGAGGUCGAUCUGAAAGAGCCGAUGUGAGAGGCCCUGAUAGCGAUGAGGACUCCUUGGACCGAAAGUGUGACGUCUCAUCGUCUCCUGACUUUUAUAACGACAGCAUGAGAGUCAGCGGUGGACAUGUGCUUUGUGACUGUGCAUAGCAGAACCCCCUUCUGUACUGACAUUACAGCCAUCAGGGGUCUUCUUCAUAGACGGAGAGUCAAGGGCCCAUCAUCAGGGGCCUCAUUGGCCCUGCUCUGAGCUGUCACGUUCGUGCCUGAAUGGAAUUUUGAUAGUUUUCUGUUUUUUUGUCUUGUUGUUGUUGUUGUUUUCUUCUACUUUUGUUGUUGUUUGCUUUGUGGAGUGUGUCCCUCUCUGCACCUACGCGAUGCCUCUCUACAUUUGUCCUCCUCUGUGGAGCCGAGUCAGACGUUCUCCUCACCAAUCACCGCGGUGAAAGGUGACAUUUGGAGGACGGGAGAGUAAACAAGAGCGGGGAGAUUUCAGGCCAUUUCACAUCAAUCUAUCAGCUUCCAGGAUGUACGCCAAAAAAAUAGAAAAGCCUUUAUUUUUCUCUUUGCCUUAUCCAUGUGUGACAGGUACGUCAUCGUGCUAACGACUUCCUGUAUGUACAGGCCAAUAAGGCUGGAGUCCAUGAAUCCUUUAGUCGGUAGAGUUUGCAGUUCAAGUCCGGCUAAAGUCGAAUCUGAGAUUUGUUUCAAAACGAAUAUAGUGCUGACUUGUGGCGCCAGACCGUUGAAGUGUUGAGGAGCCUGAAAUCAUGGCUGCACAAAGUACAUGCACGGUAACAUUCUGCAGUGUGUGUGGUAGCUGUCCAGAUGUAACCAGCCUUCAGAGCACAACAUACUGCUUCUUUCAUCACCAUCCUAAAACAUCAUUUUAUAAACUUCCUGUUUUUUUUAAAUCAUUUCAUUUGGCGGGGUGUUCUCAAAACACGUUUUUUUUUUUUUUUUGCUUUACCCGGACUUUAAACGUCACCUUAAAGGAAUACUCUGAGAAAUAUCUUGAUUUGUUUUCUCUCUGAGAGUUAGACGAGAAGAUGGAUGAAAGUGUGCUUGGUCUUUUGUCACUCACUGAUGUGCAGAAUGCUCUUUCCAAAUUCAUCUGCUGAAGACGGGAGUUUCUUUGGCUUUCUGUGGACAGAAGCAGGCCAUCUGUGAAGCUAAGCUAACUGUCUCCUGGCUCUCAGUUUGGUGUUUACAGUUCAGACAUGAGCGCAUGCUAUCAAUCUUCUCAUCUAUCUCUCUGCAUAAAAGUGAAUUAGUGUAUUUCACAAAACAUUUCUAACCGCUCCUUUAAGUGACGGGCUCCUUCUUCAAUGGGCUCGGCCUCUGUUAGCCACAUUGGCGGCGGUAUUUUGCAUUCAUCAGGACGAGUCAUUCACACCAGAGGAAAUAUAUAUACAUGAGUUUCUCGACAUAUUCCCCCGGAGAACCAGCAGGGUGAGACGGCUCUGCCACGCCCGCACCCUGCUUCAUACCCCGCUCUCUUUUUAUUCCAGCAGAUGGGCGACACCGCUCAGGCGUGAAGCACCUUAAACACUAAUCCCAAAACCCCCGAGCUGCUGCCGCAGGCGUCUUCCUCCUCGCUGCGCUUCUCUUCCUUCCUUCUCCCUCCUUCCUCGACACAGAUAAGCAGUCUAUUCCCGCUGAAAAAGGAUUGAGAUCUCUAGGAGGGGUCGGGUGUGUGUGUGUGUGUGUGUGUGUGUGUGUUUGCAUGAGGAGAUGGAUUGCUUGCAGGUGCACUCGAGAGAAGAGAAUUUAGGGGUCAAGGAGGAGAUUUUGGGAGUGCAGGAUGCAGGGAGGCACAAGAUGGAUCAGGUAGGGGAUUCUAGGAGACAAGGUGAGAGUGAGGUGAGAGGAGCUCUGCUUUGAUAGGUGCAGUUGACAGGAUUGGGGGGGAGGGGGGGGGGAUAGAUCUUGAGCCCAGAUCUCGUUCCUCCAAACGAUGAUUUAAUUGAUCCUUCUGCAAGUCGGUGAGUGACGAGUGAGUUCAGCCGCUUCUCUCAGUCUCACUCCUUCUAUGGAAUAACUUUUAAAAACUGAUCCAACAUCUGCUUGUAGCUUCUUUUACUGUCAGUGUCUUCAGAUCUUCUGCAGGCCCUGAGGGUGUGAGCGCUUGAGCUUGGUGUUAUACGGUUGUUGUUGUUUUUUUUGGAAUAAGACACAAAAAAAUGGCUUCACACGUUGGAUUCCAUGUCCCCCUUUUUCUGUCUUAUUCCUCAGUGUCUUUUGCUGCUGAGAGAAAUGAUAGAAUGUUGUGAAAGUGUAGAAGGAUAGGAAGCGUUUGCUCACAUCUAAUGAGACAAGCGUUCAUUGAUGAUAGAAAGAAAUCAAAAGGUCUUAUGAAGGCUGGUGUUGAUAGAAGGACGGGGUAGGUUUGAUAAGUAAGUUUUAGCACGUGUGUGGGAGCAGGGUGGAGGUAUUUAGGGAGAUGAUUUUGUAGGUUUUUAAUUAACAUGAAGUUUUAGUUUGAGCGCGAGUGAAGAAAGAGAAGAGUGAGCGAAGCUGCAGGGCCAGGCCUAGCUGUGAAGAAGGGAACGCUGAUUAUUAUUUGUCAUUCUGAAAACUUCCUUCUCAGAGUCACAGUUGUUUGAGGCGCCAGCGGGGGGGAUCAGCGGGAGCUGCAGAAAAACAGGCUGUGUGGAGGAACGAGGCGCGCAGCAUGUGUCUCUGUGGCGCCUUUCUUUGUCCCCGUUUGAAUCCCGGUUUCCAAUUAGCACAGCAGUGCGUCUUAAUUAACCUUUGCCAGUCAGACGACACUCCGGCGUCGAACAGCAUCCUCAUCAAGAACACUGCGCCUUGCUGCGCUCUGCGUGGGGAGCCUCUGGUGCCAUAUUCAUGCUUUGGAGGCGAGUUGUCCAAAGUGAUAGCUGUUGAUUCAUGAGGAGGUGCAGCCUGUUUUAGCCUGGAUGUUGCAUUUACAGAAACAGAAUUUGUCACCGCCCUGCAGUGGAGAGCAGUGUGCCAAAAAAAACUAAAAAACUCUGGAAACCCAACGCCAUCGAGCUCUUGAUCUGUCAGUUCUGACAAAAAAAAAACAGUCCGUUACCAGCAUGUCGACCACUCGAACACACACAAUAACAGGUGGAGGCCUGGAUUUGGACCAAAGGAAGGUGCUUUUCUGUUAUUUUCUUCGUUUUAUUACUAUUGUUGUUAUGCAGAUUGUGUUUCACUCUUGCAAGCUCCCUGUUUUCAAAAGAUAUGCCAUGAGGAGACUGAGAGGCUUCAUCCUCCAAUCAGGAGUCAUGCAUGGUGACAGGGCCACGCACCUAUCUGUCCAACGCACCCCUAUACUGUACACUGGUGCACGAGGACAAGUCCUUUCUGAUUGAGACACCCUGCACAUGUGCGUUCCUUUUGAAUACAGGGCAUUUUCUUAUCUCCCGUUUCAUUUUGACAAGUCUUGUUCUUUUUUUUGUAUCUUGUACAUGUUUACAUUGUAUCUCGCAUCGCCCAAAAGAGGAACAAUAUUAAAUGUAUUAUCGCUGUUGUUUUA
Messenger RNA from Anarrhichthys ocellatus (wolf-eel), 10528 nucleotides. It is a transcript of the gene sh3pxd2aa, whose product is annotated as SH3 and PX domains 2Aa. NCBI's taxonomy places the organism in Eukaryota, Metazoa, Chordata, Actinopteri, Perciformes, Anarhichadidae. Gene Ontology annotation, cellular component: cytoplasm. Gene Ontology annotation, molecular function: phosphatidylinositol binding; protein binding; superoxide-generating NADPH oxidase activator activity. The coding region runs from base 525 to 4019 and encodes 1164 amino acids. The transcript has 15 exons. Gene Ontology annotation, biological process: superoxide anion generation. The record is from RefSeq and is a predicted model, not a curated record.